UUCACAAAAAAACGACAGCCUACCAUCCACAGACGAACGGCCUCGUAGAACGCCUUAAUCGGACCCUUGCCGACAUGCUCGCAAUGUACGUUACCCACGAGCACAAAAAUUGGGACGUUGCACUCCCUUACGUAACUUUCGCAUAUAAUUCCUCCCCUCAUAACACAACCGUCUACUCUGACCUGGUUCUGAUCUGGACCCCACAGCGACAAGUCGGCCUUGCUCAGAAGCUACUACCUCGAUAUCGCGGUCCUUUUAGGAUCCUCAACCGAACAAGUGACGUCAAUUAUACAGUAGAACCCGUCGAACCUCCCCAAAAUAACCGCCAUCGUCAAGUACAAACAGUUCACGUCCUCCGGCUCAAACCAUACAUCACCUAUUCAAACGGCGGGACGCCGUUUCCACCCGAGGGGGAGUGA
This is a messenger RNA of Ixodes scapularis (black-legged tick), 419 nucleotides long. RefSeq lists its product as uncharacterized. Lineage: Eukaryota; Metazoa; Arthropoda; Arachnida; Ixodida; Ixodidae. The record is from RefSeq and is a predicted model, not a curated record. Bases 75 to 419 code for a protein of 114 amino acids. The transcript is spliced from 2 exons.